ACUCUCUCUCUGUAAAUUGGUAGUAACGGAUUGUUUUAAAUUUAAAAGUAAAGACGCCGACAAGCCGCAACAUUGUGAAAAGAAGUCUUGAAAAAUUUGGAAAAUUCCUUUAAAUACAGUAGUUAGAAAUAGUGAAAAGUGUAAAAAUAAUGUCCGAGGCUUCUGCAGAUUGUGUUAAGGUUGCAGUGAGGGUGAGACCUUUGGUGGAAAAUGAGAUUUCUAAAGGUUGCCAGCAGGUCAUUGUGAAGGAGCCUCAUGUGCCCCAGAUUUCCAUCCCUGGAGAUCGUUCCUACACCUUUAAUCAGGUUUUCAUGCCUGAAGAUGAUCAAACAGUGGUCUACAAUGACGCAGUGAGGGGAAUGAUAGAGAAACUCUUUGAAGGAUACAAUGUCACGAUCUUAGCGUAUGGCCAGACAAGCUCUGGGAAGACAUACACCAUGGGCACCACGUACAGUGGCAAGGAGGAUAGUAGUGCUGGUAUUAUUCCUCGAGCCAUGACGGAUAUUUUUCAGCAAAUUGACGAGAUGAAGAGGGAAAAUUUUACCUUUUCCGUCUCUUGUACAUUUCUGGAGCUGUAUCAGGAAGAUCUCUAUGAUUUGCUUGCAGACAAGCCGCGGGAGGGCAAUACCCUUGAUAUUCGCGAGAGUAACAAUAAUAUUGUGAUUCCGGGAGUGACAGAAGUGACUGUGGCGAGUGCUUUGGAGACUACAGAUUGUCUUAUUCGGGGCUCAGCUGGACGGGCAGUUGGAGCCACAGCUAUGAAUUCCCAAUCAAGUAGAUCCCAUGCGAUUUUCUCCGUCAAAAUUGAGAUCACUAGCAGCAAGGAGACAGUAAGUGCAAAGUUCCAGUUGGUUGACCUGGCUGGCUCCGAGAGGGCCAGCAAAACCAAAGCGACAGGUGAACGAUUCCGGGAGGGCGUGAAGAUCAAUCAGGGUCUGUUGUGUUUGGGAAAUGUGAUUUCAGCGCUGGGAAGUGGGAAUAAUCAGGGAAACUUUGUUUCCUACCGAGAUUCCAAGCUGACACGCCUGCUGCAGGGAUCUCUGGGAGGGAAUUCUGUAACUUUGAUGAUUGCCUGCGUCAGUCCGGCGGAUUACAAUGUCGAGGAGACCAUCAGUACUUUGAGGUAUGCCAAUAGGGCUAAGAAUAUCAAAAAUAAGCCCAUUGUCAACAGAGAUCCCAAUGUGGCUGAAAUUAUGGAACUUAAGAAGAUCAUCCAGCAGCUCAGGCUCCAAAUCCUGGCCAAUAAUGCACCUCAGGGAGAAGUGGCUGCUGUCAAGGGAGUCGAUGAUGGACAGCUGCGACGGGAGCUGAUAGCGGCCAAUGAGAGAAACAUCCGGAUGCAGAGGGACUUCCAGGCGACUCUCAAUGAUCUCGCAGACUUCCAGAUGAAGUGCGUCAUGGCGGAGAAUAUCAAUGAGGAGCUGCAGAAGUUGGUGGAGGAGCUCAAGAAGGAGACAGAUGGCUAUGGAACAACUUACCUGGAUCAAGAGCUGGAGGAUGAGAAAAAGCUCGAAGAUCAGAUUGAAGCCUUUGGGAGGAUCAGAAACACCGUGGACAAAAUCAGUCAGCUGAUGCUGCAGCACAAGGACGAGGUGGAAAAGAUGAAUGAGUCCAGCAAGAGCUUCUGUCAGGAUCUUGGAGGGAAGGAAUCUAUGGAUACAGCAGAGAUGCAAUUGAAACUGGAAGCCUGUACGUCCAAGCAGAUGACCUUCAACAAUGAACUACGUGAUCUCAAUCUGCAGCUGGCGCAGAAGGAGGAGCUGCACAAGAGAUGCGUGGAGAAUCUCAUGAGGGAGGAAAUUGAUGAGAAGAUCCGGGACUAUGAAUCACUGAUCACGCAGCUGGAGCGAGAACGAGAGGAAUUGCAGGAGAAACUCAAUGGGAAGAAGACCACAGCGACGGCCAAGUUGGCUGAGGAGCGCAGGAAGCGUUUGCAGCAUCUGGAAAUGGAGAUUGCGGACAUGAAGAAGAAGAUAACGCAGCAGUCGAAGUUGCUGAAGGUGCGCGAGAGGGAUUCGCAGAAGGUCGUAACGCUCACCAUGGAGAUCCAACAGAUGCGUCAGACAAAAGUGAAGCUGAUUCGUGCUAUGAGGGCUGAGAAUGAGAACUUCCGGAACUGGAAGCUGGCCAGGGAGAAGGAGAUGUGUCAGCUCAAAGAAAAAGACAGGAAGAGGGCGAAUGAGAUGAAGAGGAUGGCUGAUAUGCACAACAAACAGAGCAAUGUGCUCAAGAGGAAGUUCGAGGAGGCUGUGGCGAAGGCAAAACGCCUCGAGGAGACUCUCGAUCGCCAGAAGGCUGUUCAGUCGAUGAGAAAGGGCAACAUGAGCAAGCUGGGCGGGGAACAACUCACCACAUGGCUUGAUCAUGAGAUUGAAGUAAUGAUGUCCACAAUUGAUGCAAAAGUCUCACUGGAUCAUCUCAUGGAGGAUCGUGGGAUGGUGACAAUGCGUCUCAAUGAGACCAGAGCUCUUCCCAUGCCCAAUCUCGAUGAAGUGGCUGAACUGGAGGAGGAUCUAGAGAUGAGAAAUGCCCAAAUAACUGACCUUCAGCAGAAAACAAUGAACUUCAAUGUGACAUCCAAGGCAAAGACAAUUUCCGAUGGGAUUGUAAGUCUCCAGGAUGCACGAAUGGGCAUUAAGCAUAUCUUCGGGGUCCUGGCUGAAGUUCGCCGGGAGAAUGCUCAAAAGGAUACCGUCUGUGAGACGUACAGGACGGAGCUGGAAGAGCUCAAAGAGAAAAUUGAAAAGCUGGAGACUCAGCAGAAAGAAAAGGAUCGUCAGCAUUCUCUGGCUCUCACGGAAGCAGAUAAAAAUUACCAGGAGAAAAUCACGAUAGUUCUACGAAAUCUCCGGGAUGGCGAAUUGAAUUCUCAAGGAGUCAAAGAAAUCGAUUCUGUCCUCCUGGAUAAACUCGAUGAGCUCCGUGAGGAGAAUGAGGCCCUGAAGAAGAAUGAAGAGAAGCUCCAAGCCGAAAUUGAGAAGCUGAAGCAGCCGAAGCGCAAGAAGUCAGUGAAUCCUCCUGCACAACUGAACAUCACAGCGGACAUUCUGACAGAAACCGAUACAGAGGACGAGGAGGAGGAAGAUUCCAGCGAUGUCGAAUGGAGGCUAACCCCGUUCGUGAAGAAAACCAAGAAGAUCUCAGAUGCCAGUUCCGAGGGGUCCAACAAGAGAAAGAGAAAGUCGGACAAUUCAGGGACUUGCCACUGCAAAACAGAUUGCUCCAAGAAAAACUGCGGAUGUCGCAAAGGAGAUCAAGUGUGCACGGAAAAGUGUCGCUGCCCAGACACCUGUGUCAACAAGGUGCCCGAAGUGAAGGAGGAAGUGUCCAGCAGCACAAAUGAAAUCAUUGAUCAGGAAGAAGAGGAAGAUAAGGAAAAUACGCCAAUGAAGAAGCCCAAAACCGAAUUCAAGGAGCCUGAUCACUUAACGCCCUAUCCGUAUAAAAACAAAAAGCGCACUUUCUUCGAGUGAGUCUAAUGUUUUUCAUUUGAUUUUUUUACAUUCAAUAAAUUAUGAUUUGAUUUUUCAUCUUA
Molecule: messenger RNA, 3535 nt
Organism: Phlebotomus papatasi
Lineage: Eukaryota; Metazoa; Arthropoda; Insecta; Diptera; Psychodidae
Gene: Klp3A
Product: chromosome-associated kinesin KIF4
Exons: 3
Coding region: 150-3473 (1107 amino acids)
Biological process (GO): microtubule-based movement; mitotic spindle organization
Molecular function (GO): microtubule motor activity; ATP binding; microtubule binding
Source: RefSeq, a predicted model, not a curated record